Molecule: messenger RNA, 207 nt
Organism: Fusarium poae
Lineage: Eukaryota; Fungi; Ascomycota; Sordariomycetes; Hypocreales; Nectriaceae
Exons: 2
Coding region: 1-207 (68 amino acids)
Source: RefSeq, a predicted model, not a curated record
AUGCAUGUAAAAGAUCAUGAGGAAUUGCACAUUUGUUCACUGCGUCUACCCUGCGGCCCGGGUCCGCACUUUCUCAUUGCUUCUGUUCUCCCUGCUCCUUCCUUCGGACAAAAUCGUCCGCGUGGGAUUAAACCGGUUUCGAAAAGUGGCGGUACACGUCACAGCCGUGGCAAGCAAGCGCAAUGCCUUAUCGAUGAACACAUUUGA